UGCGCAGUUCUCACCGGAAGUGUUGCCUGGUCCCGCCCCCCACGCACUUCCGGGGGUUGGGUCGGGCCUUCUCGCUGUCGGCGGCCGGCUGUGCGGUGCGGGGGACGGCGGCGACGCUAUGGCCGGGAUCAAAGCUUUGAUUAGUCUGUCCUUUGGGGGAGCAAUUGGACUAAUGUUCCUAAUGCUUGGGUGUGCGCUUCCACAGUACAAUAGCCAAUACUGGCCACUGUUUGUUCUGUUUUUUUACAUCCUUUCUCCUAUUCCAUACUGCAUAGCAAGAAGAUUAGUAGAUGAAACAGAUGCUACAAGUAAUGCUUGCAAGGAACUAGCAAUAUUUCUUACAACAGGCAUUGUUGUCUCAGCAUUUGGACUACCUAUAGUAUUUGCCAGAGCACAACUGAUUUUGUGGGGAGCAUGUGCACUCGUCCUCACAGGGAAUACUGUCAUCUUUGCUACUAUCCUAGGAUUUUUCUUGGUCUUUGGCAGCAAUGACGACUUCAGCUGGCAGCAGUGGUGAAAGGAGUUUCGUACAGAACUAUCGUAGACAUCUCAUCAUUCAGUGGCCAUCCAUACAAAUGAGAGAAUGGGCAAUAAGGAGAAAUAGCAUAGCAAGCCUUUGGUGUAUUUUAGGUACUCCUUUUCACCUUGUUUAUUGUUAAGUGUACUAUAUUCACUGACUUGUUGAUGGAUUUCAAGGUUUCUGUUGUUUGGAAAGACACUUUGUUUUCACUUCUUUUUAUUUAAAUAUGUUUAGUAUCUCACUUCAUUAAAAAUUGUAACUGUUGGUUCCAUUCUGUUUUUGUAUUUAUGCUACAUAUAAAUGCUAGAACAAGAAUUUUUAAAUAGUUUCCUUGAGAGAGGUUUUAAAGAUACAUUUUAUCUUUUUUUUUCUUUUGAGCAUGGUGACUAAAAUAUGAUGUACAAAGGAGACAAAGUAAGCAGUUGUGCUGCCAAAAUGCAACAUUGUCAAUAAGCAAAUAUGUGGAUUGUCAGUGUGUUUUGGUGGGGGGUAUGUGUACUGGAUGAGAGUACCAGUUGUAGACUGUUCUGCUCAUACUUCACUACAACUGAAGUGUUGAUGCCACUAGCUUGGGGAUGGGGCAGCUAUUCUGCCAAUAAGCAGGUAAUUAUUUUCUGGGAUCUGAUUCCUAUGUUUUUAACACCCUUAAAGGAGUACUUCCCAUUUUUUGUUCUCAACUCUUCUGUGGGUGUGACAUACAAAUCUCUUAUAUCUAAGUUUAUUGAUGCUAUAAAAUGCAAUAUUUAAAUUGCAUUGGUGAGAAAAGAAAACUGACAUUUAAUUCCAUUUUCAAAAAUAUCAGUGUUGAAAUGUUUGUAUUUAUAAGUAUUGUAUGUUUUUGUUCUUAUGUCAACUUUUCACACUUUACCAAAGGGGAGGUAAAAUGUUCAUUUAUGGAACUACUGAUGUAUGUUUGCAGCGUAUACAAAAUAUUUUUCCCGCUUCCCUUUUUUAAUUUAUUUUAUACAUAGUAUAUAUUGAGUAAAAUGGCUUUUCAAAUGUAGACUAACACUUAAAUCAUAGGUAUUUAACUUGCGUAAGAAAAUUGAUUGCUAUAUUAAUAUACAGUACAGUCAAAGCACAACUUUUUUGCAAGUGUUUGACUGAAAUGAUUUCCUAGUAACUUUGUCAGUCUUUCAGUUCAUGCAUUAUUUAACAGUAAUGUUAUCUGUAAUAAUUGUAGUUCUUGUUCCAUAAGGCUAUGUCACCCAUAAUUUACAAUAUUUAAGUUUUCUGCAUACCUCUCAAUUGUCUGUCUUUAAUUGAUGCAAAUCCUAUUUAUUAGACGUUAGUUGUGAUACACAGUAGAUUAAUGCAGAUUAGCCAGGCUUGAUUAUAUUAGAUGCAUCAAUAAAGCUGACCAAAAAUACUUCUAAAAUCUAUUUUUAGUCAACUUUUUUUUUUAAAAAUGAAGAUUAGAAAGCUAACUGUGCAGGUAUGAUAAAAAUUGAUUACUUAGGUCUUAAUUACUCUGUGCUUUUUUAUACUGAAGCACUGGUAAGUGGAUCUUGGCUUAUCUUGUUUGAAAGGGGAUUCUUUUAUUUACACGGACGUAAACGAACUAUAAAACUAUUUCAAGUCUGAUUAUCAUGUGAUCAUCAAGUUACAUAUGUGAUAUUGUAUGUUCAAGAUAUUUAGUCUAGUGUGUAGAGCUACCUGUCAGUCUAUUAAGGCCACACAAUGUUGUGGGUAAGAGCUUUGAGCAAUAUUCCCCAUAGCUGUAAAGGAACUGAAGAAUAAAGUCUAGGUGUGCAGAUAGUGAAUCUUUAGCAGAUAGCGUUUCAGCCACCUGUAAAGACGUGCAACAGAAGAAUCUGAGUAAGGUGGACAUUUUCAAAAGUGCCUAAGUGAGUUAGAAGCAUGUCUCAUUGACUUUCAGUGGGACCUGUUCACCUAAAUACCUUACAUGCUUUUGAAAAUCUUCUAAACCAGUGGCUAAUGAUAGUACUUGCCUUCACACAAAAGGUAGCACUUGUGACUUUGACAACUCCUCCCAGAUUCUUGAAUUUUUUUAUGACCUGACCCAGUCAAUUGCCCAAGAAAUGAGUUCUGUUUUUCCCAUGCCCACAUUGCUUUCCUAGUUGUCAAUGUAAUACCCUGCUACUCUUCCACUUGGUCACAGAAUUUUUUAUAUUUAAUAGCUGUGUAUUUUUCUGUUCAUUGCAUUGACAGCAUUGUGUUCUUGACCUUGCACACUAAUUAGACAUAGUGCUGUCUCUGGUUUCUAGGCUAGACACUUGAGAGGUAUGAUUUUUCCAUAUAAUAUGCACUGAAAUAGCAUUGCCAUCCUUCUAUAGAGAACUUUUAAUGAUGAAACAAUAAACAUUUUAAAUAUCA
Molecule: messenger RNA, 2857 nt
Organism: Mauremys mutica (yellowpond turtle)
Lineage: Eukaryota; Metazoa; Chordata; Testudines; Geoemydidae
Gene: LEPROTL1
Product: leptin receptor overlapping transcript like 1
Exons: 4
Coding region: 119-517 (132 amino acids)
Biological process (GO): negative regulation of growth hormone receptor signaling pathway; late endosome to vacuole transport via multivesicular body sorting pathway
Cellular component (GO): endosome
Source: RefSeq, a predicted model, not a curated record